Zerene cesonia (dogface butterfly) is the source of this 838-nucleotide messenger RNA. RefSeq lists its product as uncharacterized. The transcript is spliced from 4 exons. NCBI's taxonomy places the organism in Eukaryota, Metazoa, Arthropoda, Insecta, Lepidoptera, Pieridae. Bases 12 to 788 code for a protein of 258 amino acids. The record is from RefSeq and is a predicted model, not a curated record.
AAGCUUUAUCUAUGGCUAGGAAUAUAUUAGCGAUGUCGUUCCACGGUUUAGUGUUGGUAGGUGCGAUAUGUUUCGCGUAUUGGGCGACUGGUGCGAGCGCGCACUACGACACCGCUACGCCGUACACCCCGCCCUACACGAAGUACAAGUACAUACCCUUGCACAAUGACGUCGAAGAUGUCGAAGAUACACCAUCGGAGCCUAGUGAAGAAACGUCAUCAGGGAUGCCACCAUCAGAGAUUAUACUUACAGCGUUAAGAACAGCUCUAGAUAUUGUUAGGAAUAUUAAUAAAAAGAAGGCGGAGAUCACACCGAUCAUUACUAAUAACACAAAUUCAUCAGUUAUUAAGAAGCUCAGACGCAGAAAGCCGAGUAACGGCACGGCUGUCAGUGGAAGAGGUUUCGAAGACUACUACGACGAACACCACGAUCAUCACGACAUCGAAACGACGCCCAAACCCAUGAAACAGGGAAGGUACACCGACCCAUGGGCGGGAUACUAUGACUGGAUCAUCAAUGAAGGUUCCUUCAAAUUUUGGAGUGUGUUUCAAUUAUUUACUGCGGCCCUUCUGCUGUACGCGUGCUUUUCUGCCAUUUACUACGCAAAAUUCAACCCUAUUUUGCCUGACUACAGUAUGGAAUACGAUGACUACUUCCUAGAGAGAACCGUUGGCAGAAAAGCAAGGAGUGUGGACCCGUCUGAGACGCCAUCAGGGUUAAGUUGGAUCAGCCCUACUACGUUCCAAUUUAUUUUGAAUGCCAUAUCUCAACAUUACUUGGAGCAAUAAUUAUUAGUCAUUUUAUAUCAACUUCAAUAUAAGGAAACGACAGCAUAUCG